Molecule: messenger RNA, 651 nt
Organism: Lampris incognitus (smalleye Pacific opah)
Lineage: Eukaryota; Metazoa; Chordata; Actinopteri; Lampriformes; Lampridae
Product: fibroblast growth factor 9-like
Exons: 4
Coding region: 1-651 (216 amino acids)
Biological process (GO): regulation of cell migration; positive regulation of gene expression; cell differentiation
Cellular component (GO): cytoplasm
Molecular function (GO): growth factor activity; fibroblast growth factor receptor binding
Source: RefSeq, a predicted model, not a curated record
AUGGGGGCGGCGGGUGAGGUGGGCAGCUUCGGCCACGGCUUCCUGGACAGCUUCGGUGGUGGCCCCGCCGGCGCUCCCGUCGGCUCGCGGUUCGUGCUCACCCCGCUCGGGGCAAUGGACUACAGUUCGGCGCAUCACGAGCAGCUGAUGUCUGCGGAGAGGCUGUCCCGGAGUCUGGCGGACCUCAGCCAUCUGAAGGGGAUCCUGAGGAGACGGCAGCUCUACUGCAGGACCGGCUUCCACCUGGAAAUCCACCCGGACGGCACCGUGCAAGGCACCAGGAAAGACCACAGUAGAUUCGGUAUCCUGGAGUUCAUUAGUCUGGCCGUGGGACUGGUCAGCAUCAGAGGAGUGGACAGUGGACUCUACCUCGCCAUGAGCAGCAAAGGAGAACUUUAUGGAUCGGAAAAGCUGUCGGCAGAGUGCGUUUUUAGGGAGCAGUUUGAAGAGAACUGGUACAACACCUACUCCUCCAACAUCUACCGGCACGGGGAGAGAGGCGCGUUUUAUUUUGUCGCCCUCAACAAAGACGGGACGUCGAGGGACGGAACGAGAUCGAGACGACACCAGAGGUUCACUCAUUUCCUACCGAGGCCCGUGGAUCCGGACAGAGUACCGGAGCUUUACAAGGAAGUGCUGGGUCAGAGCUGA